AUGGACGACCUUUUCAAAUCCGGUGAUAUAUAUUCUGCAACGAUCUGGGGUCCACAUGAGGCAAAUGCAGACGCUUCCGUGCUGCUCGACUAUCUCAAUAGAGCCCAUCGCCGGUUCCUGCAGCCAGACUUGAAUUUAGAUGCAUCCCAUGUUUCUCCCCACAGGUGGCUGGACCCGGAAUUCCAAAAUAACAUUGCAACUGCAUAUGCAUUGCUGAUGCUUUCCGCGGACAAUGCCAUCUUCACUCCCGGGACAAUAACUACGGUAGUGCGCCACAUUAUUUUUGCGAUGGAGCACGCAGAAUGCCCUCUUCACAGACACGUUGGGCUGAAGGUAGCUCACGUUAUCAAAGAGUCUCUGGUAAAUGUUACAGGUGAUGACCAAGAUCAACUCCUCCCAGCCUUGCAUUCUGCGACCUUUGGAAAUAUCCAGAGCAAUACCAUCACGCCAGGUGACGCAUCACUAGAUCGAUUCGUGUAUCCAGAGCGCGAUCUUCAUUAUUUGGAAGUACUUUUCGCCCUUGCAAAUAGCGAGCAUUGGCUGUCGCAGCUCCACCAAGACAGCUGUGCCCACAUGCAGCGGUGUAUUUCCAUAGCCAAAGCUAUUCAUACACCAUCUCAUAACGAGGACUACAGAGAACUCUCACUACGACUAGUCUUGAUAUUUGCCCACAUUGCAUGUGCUGACAAUUAUGUCUGGCCCAAAUGGACCGUCUGGUCUGAAGCGCGCCCAGAUAACCAGUUGCUGCUCGCUAAACAAGCUUGGGAGUAUCCGGGAAUACUCAGCGACUGUCCUGACGCCAUCCCUCUUCUCUAUGCGUUUACGAACAAGAUGCUGUUGAGCCUUAGGGAUGUGAAAUUGGCUACAUUUCAUAAGGACACGGUGAUUGUGGCCCUGGAUGGCAUUUCGAAACGGGUGGAGGUGGACGCUCGUAUGAAUGUAGACAGGAUGCCAGAUGCUUUGGAGGAACUCAUGGUCGUGGUACAUUCGAGGGACGAGCUGUUGAGGCAUUUUGGUGCACAAUGA
Molecule: messenger RNA, 1026 nt
Organism: Suillus discolor
Lineage: Eukaryota; Fungi; Basidiomycota; Agaricomycetes; Boletales; Suillaceae
Exons: 1
Coding region: 1-1026 (341 amino acids)
Source: RefSeq, a predicted model, not a curated record